AUGGCCAACGCCAGAUUCGUGCUAUUCCGGGUUGAGUGGACCAGAGCCCGCCGGGUCUCCGCCGUCUCGGACCUUACCUUCUUAUCCCAUUACAACACCGACGGUGUUGCAAGAGGUACCACUAGAAGCACAAUCAGGCCGGAGGAAACGUAA
Puccinia graminis f. sp. tritici CRL 75-36-700-3 is the source of this 153-nucleotide messenger RNA. RefSeq lists its product as uncharacterized. NCBI's taxonomy places the organism in Eukaryota, Fungi, Basidiomycota, Pucciniomycetes, Pucciniales, Pucciniaceae. The coding region runs from base 1 to 153 and encodes 50 amino acids. The transcript has a single exon. The record is from RefSeq and is a predicted model, not a curated record.